AUGAGCACAUCUGUCCGCGGCCCAGAGCACGAGUUCAUUAGUAAAUUCUUGACCUUAGCUACAGUAUCUGAACCGAAACUACCAAAAAGCUACAUUAGACCUUUGAAGGAUGUUACUAAUCUGGGAGUUCCAUUACCUACUUUAAAAUACAAAUACAAACAGAACCAUGCUAAAAAAUUAAAAUUGCAACAAGAUCAGCAGGUUCAAGCGGAUACUGUAGUCCACUUGACCUUAAAGAAAAUUCAAGCUCCCAAAUUCUCCAUCGAGCAUGAUUUCAGCCCAUCAGAUACCAUCUUACAAAUUAAACAGCACUUGAUCGAAAAGGAAAAAGCCUCCCAUGUAAGCGAGAUUAAAUUGCUUUUGAAGGGCAAAGUUCUCCACGAUAAUCUGUUCUUGUCGGACUUGAAAAUUGAAGCUGCCAAUUCCAUAAUUACGGUGAUGAUUAAACCUAUUCCGACUAUUUCCAAAGAGGCCAACGCUGAAAACCCGGCCGCUUCUCCUGCUCCUGCUCCUAUACAGGAACUGGCUGUUCCCUGGAACGACAUCGAGAAUUUACUCAAUGAAAAGUUUAAGAGCAAUCAGGCAGCGGCUAAGCAAAUCAUGGACCGUUUACAGAAAGGCUGGUCAUUAACCAAAUUAGAUUAA
Molecule: messenger RNA, 645 nt
Organism: Saccharomyces mikatae IFO 1815
Lineage: Eukaryota; Fungi; Ascomycota; Saccharomycetes; Saccharomycetales; Saccharomycetaceae
Gene: MDY2
Product: Mdy2p
Exons: 1
Coding region: 1-645 (214 amino acids)
Biological process (GO): post-translational protein targeting to endoplasmic reticulum membrane
Molecular function (GO): protein binding
Source: RefSeq, a predicted model, not a curated record